Molecule: messenger RNA, 1209 nt
Organism: Penicillium macrosclerotiorum
Lineage: Eukaryota; Fungi; Ascomycota; Eurotiomycetes; Eurotiales; Aspergillaceae
Product: cystathionine gamma-lyase CYS3
Exons: 4
Coding region: 1-1209 (402 amino acids)
Biological process (GO): transsulfuration
Cellular component (GO): cytoplasm
Molecular function (GO): pyridoxal phosphate binding; cystathionine gamma-lyase activity
Source: RefSeq, a predicted model, not a curated record
AUGGGUUCUCUCGACAACGGUCAUUCUACUGAGCGCCGCUUUGGCACUCUGGCGGUGCAUGCUGGUGCCCCUCAAGACCCAACCACCGGCGCCGUGAUUGCUCCGAUCUCCUUGUCGACCACAUAUGCCCAGACCAGCGUCGGCAACCCCGUUGGUCUGUAUGAGUACACUCGCAGCUCCAACCCCAACCGUGAUAACUUCGAGGAAGCCGUCGCCGCGCUUGAGCGCGCCAAGUACGCUCUCGCCUUCUCCUCCGGCUCCGCUACCACUGCUGUCGUUCUCCAGUCCCUCGCCGCCGGCUCGCACGUUGUCUCCGUCUCUGAUGUGUAUGGUGGCACUCACCGAUACUUCACCAAGGUCGCCAACGCGCAUGGCGUGCACGUCACCUUCUCGCCCUCCAUUGAGCUGCACGUGGAGGAACUGAUCCGGCCCGGCGAGACCAAGCUCAUUUGGAUCGAGACCCCCUCGAACCCUACCCUGGGCUUGGUGGAUAUUCGUGCGGUCGCGGACAUCGCUCACCGUCAUGGCAUUCUCGUUGUGGUCGACAACACCUUCAUGAGCCCCUAUGUUCAAAACCCCUUGACCCUCGGUGCCGACAUUGUCGUGCACUCCGUCACCAAGUACAUCAACGGCCACUCGGAUGUGUUGAUGGGUGUUGCCGCUUUCAACUCUGACGCUCUCAAGGAGCGCCUCGGUUUCCUCCAGAACGCCAUUGGCGCCGUCCCCUCCCCCUUCGACUGCUGGCUCGCUCACCGCGGCCUGAAGACCCUGCACCUGCGCGCCCGCGAGGCCACCAAGAACGCCACCACCGUGGCUCUCGCCCUCGAGGCUUCCCCGCACGUCAUCUCCGUCAACUACCCAGGCAUCGACUCUCACCCUCAGCGCAAGAUCGCCCUCAAGCAGCACCGCGACGGCAUGGGUGGCGGCAUGCUGAGCUUCCGCAUCAAGGGCGGCCAAGCCGCCGCGCACAACUUCUGCAAAUACACCAAGGUCUUCACCCUGGCCGAGAGCCUGGGCGGCGUCGAGAGUCUGUGCGAGGUUCCCUCCAGCAUGACCCAUGCCGGGAUCCCGAAGGAUCAGCGCGAGGCUGCGGGUGUGUUUGACGACCUGGUGCGGAUGAGCUGCGGUGUCGAGGACGCCGAGGACCUCAAAAUUGAUGUCCUGCAAGCCCUGGAGCUGGCGGUGGCUUCUGCCAAUGGCAGCGCAUAA